Gracilinanus agilis (Agile Gracile Mouse Opossum) is the source of this 1408-nucleotide messenger RNA. RefSeq names its product pyrroline-5-carboxylate reductase 1 (gene PYCR1). NCBI's taxonomy places the organism in Eukaryota, Metazoa, Chordata, Mammalia, Didelphimorphia, Didelphidae. Gene Ontology annotation, biological process: L-proline biosynthetic process. The record is from RefSeq and is a predicted model, not a curated record. Bases 1 to 963 code for a protein of 320 amino acids. The transcript has 7 exons. Gene Ontology annotation, molecular function: pyrroline-5-carboxylate reductase activity.
AUGAGUGUGGGCUUCAUUGGAGCUGGCCAACUGGCAUUUGCCCUGGCUAAAGGCUUCACAUCAGCAGGCAUCCUGGCCUCCCACAAGAUAAUGGCCAGCUCACCAGCUAUGGACCUGCCAACAGUCUCUGCACUCAGGAAGAUAGGUGUAAACCUGACCCCCAACAACAAGGAGACAGUAUACCACAGUGAUGUACUUUUCUUGGCUGUGAAGCCUCAUAUCAUUCCCUUCAUCCUGGAUGAGAUUGCAGCUGAUAUCGAGGACAGGCACAUUAUAAUCUCUUGUGCAGCUGGUGUCACAAUUAACUCCAUUGAGAAGAAACUGACAGCAUUCCAGCCGGCCCCUAAAGUUAUCCGUUGUAUGACCAACACCCCUGUGAUAGUUCGGGAGGGGGCCACAGUUUAUGCUACAGGAACCCAUGCCCAGGUGGAGGAUGGGAAACUCUUGGAACAGCUAAUGAGCAGUGUGGGUUUCUGCACAGAGGUAGAAGAGGACCUUAUUGAUGCUGUUACUGGCCUUAGUGGUAGCGGACCUGCCUAUGCAUUCACAGCUUUGGAUGCAUUGGCAGAUGGUGGGGUGAAGAUGGGGCUACCUCGGAGGUUGGCAGUCCAUCUGGGGGCUCAGGCUUUACUGGGAGCUGCCAAGAUGCUCUUGGAAUCAGAACAGCACCCCGGACAGCUCAAGGACAAUGUUUGCUCUCCUGGGGGAGCCACUAUCCAUGCCUUGCACUUCUUAGAAAGUGGUGGUUUCCGCUCCCUCCUCAUCAAUGCUGUGGAAGCUUCCUGCAUCCGUACCCGAGAGCUUCAGUCCAUGGCUGAUCAAGAGAAGAUCUCUCCAGCUGCCAUCAAGAAAACUUUACUGGAUAAAGUGAAGUUGGACUCCCCUACUGCUUCCACAAAGUCAUCCUCCAAUCUUGUCAAGCUUCUAGUUCAUAGCCAGGCCCCUGGAGGCAAGAAAGACUGAGGCAUCCCCUUUUCUUUUUCUUCUUGAGGCAUCCCCUUUUCUUUUCCUUCUUAUCUUUGUUCCCAGGCACACAGGGAAAAAACAUCUCCAUGUGGCAAUAACAAUUCUUGAUAGAGCAUCAGGAAUUGGUCUAAAGAUGUGGAUACAUUGGGGCUCUUUCUUACAGAGGUCAGCUUGGGGACUUUCCCCUGCCAACUAGAAAGGACAAACUUGUUCCUUUUUCUCUAAAAAUUCAUAGUACUUCCCCUGCUUUAUAGACUCUGAGGACUCCUAUGCUGAAAAGAACAUUUCAGUCUAUUCAGUCCAUACCUUUCCCUUCUCUCAUGGAAAUAACCUUUCCAAGAGUUGACCAUCUAUGGAGAGGAUGCCAAGAGUCUUUGGCCCAACCAUGGUAGUUGAAUUAGACAUACAGGCAUAUUUUGCUUGAGAAAAGUGUGGUUUAUGG